Gadus chalcogrammus (walleye pollock) is the source of this 1301-nucleotide messenger RNA. It is a transcript of the gene zbbx, whose product is annotated as zinc finger, B-box domain containing. Gene Ontology annotation, biological process: cilium movement. The coding region runs from base 123 to 1301 and encodes 392 amino acids. NCBI's taxonomy places the organism in Eukaryota, Metazoa, Chordata, Actinopteri, Gadiformes, Gadidae. The record is from RefSeq and is a predicted model, not a curated record. Gene Ontology annotation, cellular component: motile cilium. The transcript is spliced from 12 exons. Gene Ontology annotation, molecular function: zinc ion binding.
AGGACCUUAGCAGUCCGUGGGUGUCUCAAACAAUACACAAGGAAGUGGAACCGGAGGUGACAGUUUGUAAAAGCCCAGGCAGAACUGGAGCAGUCUUACCAGAGUCUCCAGCCAGAGCAACCAUGAACUUAAAUGACUUUGUGGUCAUCCCAAACACCAAGGCCAAAUCUACCAAGCUCAAUGGGAGGAAGUUGCAGGAGCUCCGUAUGGAGACGGUCACUCUGGCCCAGGAGAGUGAAUGGAUGGAGCAAAGACUCCAGCAGCUGAAAGAGAGCAUGAUCAGGGAGAAGCAGGAAAGAGGGCGACCGGAGGGCUAUAGAUGGAAGUCUGGGAAGGCCGGUACUAUGACCAACCCUUCCAGUGCCAAUAGGAACAAGGAGUACCCACCUCAGACGCUUGCACCAGGCCGGCUGAAGAUCAGACUGCUGAAAGAAGAGCCUCUGAAAGCCCCUGUUCCCCCCGCCUCCCAGCCCACCCCGAGCCUCGCCAGCGGAAGGAAGCAGAGACUCAGAGGAAAGAUCUGUGGACAGUGUGAAGUCAUGGCCGCCGGACUGGCGUGUCCCGAAUGUGGAGAGGACUACUGCGUGGGCUGCUUUACCAAGUUCCACCAGAAGGGGGCACUGAAGCUCCACAGGAUGGUCCCCAUUCAGGCGGAGCUGCAGACCCACGUCAGCACUCUGGCCGUUGUCAGCAGCUUCCGCAGACAAGUAAACAAUGCAGGGGAUGGAGGGGACCAAGGGGCGACAGACACCGAAGAGGAGGACGAGGAGGAGGAUGACAGCAGCGGUGAUGGCUAUGACGAUGGAGAUAACGAAAGAGAGAUGGAGGAAGGACAGGAGGGAGUGGAGGGCAUAUCCCUUCUGGACGGAGUGUAUGACGAAGAGGACUCGGCUCUGGGCUUCCAGAAGGCUCUGAGGGAGUGGAGGGGCCAGGGGACAGGAGAGAUGAGGAGGAGCGGGAGCAGCGGAGGAGGAGAGGAACGUGGGGAGCGAGUGCCUGUCAAUGUGGUAUUCCAGGACGACAGCCUCUGUUAUCUUGACAGACUGCUCCUCAAGAAUCACCGCAGAACACCAAUCAAACUGCAUCGACUGAAUUCAGACCCCGGCCUCGAUUCAACAUCGCUGGCUCACACUCAGGACGGGCCGGCGGACCGCACCCUGACUGGUGAAUCUCACACACACACACACACACACACACACACACACACACACACACACACACACACACACACACACACACACACACACACACACACACACACACACACACACACACACACACACACACACGGGGUCUGUUAG